This is a messenger RNA of Lathyrus oleraceus (garden pea), 1241 nucleotides long. Its product is annotated as AUGMIN subunit 2. Gene Ontology annotation, cellular component: mitotic spindle microtubule. The transcript is spliced from 5 exons. Gene Ontology annotation, biological process: spindle assembly; microtubule organizing center organization; microtubule nucleation. Lineage: Eukaryota; Viridiplantae; Streptophyta; Magnoliopsida; Fabales; Fabaceae. The coding region runs from base 237 to 1007 and encodes 256 amino acids. The record is from RefSeq and is a predicted model, not a curated record.
UAUCUAACUAACUUUAUAUUGAUUCAUAGGAGAUGAAAAUGAAUAUUUAAGUUUCGAUUCAAUUGACAAAUUUGAGCCAAAUGACUUUAAUACUUUUGAAAAACACUAAUUAGAUAUUCAAACAAAAACUCCAAGUCUAGAACACCGAGGAGAGGAAGAAACCAGACAUAAGACAUUCCGAGGUUGACACUGUUCGUUUCCUUCUCCUUCGUCUCUCCUUGUACUGAAAUUUGAAAAUGUCAAUGGGAAACGAAUCGAGUUGGGUUGGAAGGAAAGCUGUGAAGCGAAUUGGUGGAAUGUCCGAUGCUCUAUCAAUUGCCGCUGAUCUCGGUUUCAACGUCUCAUCCCCAUCACUUUCAUCUUCAUCUUCAUCUUCAUCUUCUCCCCACGAACCGCCUCAGAAUUCGUCCCCAACAACCGGCGAAAAGGGUGAAGAUUUAAUUAGGGUUUUGAGAGAAUUAACUUCCGUUCAAAGGAAAAUCGCUGAUCUGCAAGUCGAACUUCAAGGACGAAAGGAUGAUAAAAAUGUUGCACAUUUGACACAUGUGAGUGAAAUGAACAAGAAGAUUGAAACCUUGGCAAGGAUUACUACUAUUCUUAAAGAUGUUAUUCAUAAUAAGGAUCGCAUAAUUGCUCGACUGCAACAACCAUAUUCCCUGGAUUGCAUUCCUGUUGAAGCAGAAUAUCAGAAAGAAUUCUCCGAACUAUUGAUGAAGGCCGCUAGUGACUACGGUGCCUUGACAGCAUCAGUGGCAGACUUCCAAUGGAGUCAGAAUUUUAAGGAGCCUCCUUCAGUUUGGGGGGAGAUGCUACGACCUAUUCCUGUAGCGUUGGCGUCUUGCACUCGAUACUUUGAAGCAAUGUCAGCUAAAAGAGAGUCAUUUUCAGCACUUCAAAAAAUGAGAGUGGGACAGUUUGAAUCCACUGUGCCUAGUACGCCGGCCAGAGAUCCUUCCCAAAGACUACCAGGAGUAUCUGAUUCUCUGACUUCGCUUCCAUCAGAAUAAUGGUAUGCGACAAAGGAUCUGUCUCUUAGUUAUCCAAUAUCCAUCUAUCUUUUGUGUGAAUCGAUCGGUUUAAUGUUUGUUUAAGAAGUGAAUCGAUCAGUUUAAACUACAACUCGGAAUAUAGCAUCAACUUUACUCUUAUUCCUUCAACCAGUGGCAGCCACAGCCUGGUUUAAUUGAACCUUGACCUUUAAAAAUUGCACCUAAAUGUCUAUAUAAAUUGCACUUUGAAUC